Messenger RNA from Paramecium sonneborni, 4217 nucleotides. Lineage: Eukaryota; Ciliophora; Oligohymenophorea; Peniculida; Parameciidae. The record is from the annotation of a GenBank genome assembly.
AUGUUAAAUUAUUAAGGCUAAGUGUAAAAUAUAAUUUUUAUUAAUGGUUAAAAACUUGGAGAAGGAACAGAAGGUAUUGUGUUUAAGGGACAAAAUAAGUAAACAAAUGAAAUUGUGGCUAUUAAAGAAUACAAAAAAUCAAUCAAUCAAAAUGAAUUAAAAGCAAUUUAAGCAAUUUAUGCAAAGAAUUUCAGCCAUAUAAUUGGGAUAAAAGCAGUAUAAUAAAAUUAGAAUUCUGUUCCAAUAAUUAUUUUGGAGUUUGCUAAUGGAGAAUUCUACAAAUAUAUGUAAACAUAAGAUUAUUACAGAUUAACAUAUGAUCAAAAAAAUUAAUAUUUUAUAUAAGUAAUAGAACAAUAUUAUUUUAUUUAAGAUGGUGUAAGGUGUUGAUUAACUUCAUGAUUUGGGAUUAUUUCAUAGAGAUUUAAAACCAGAAAACUUUGUAUAUAUUAAUUAGCCAAACAAUCAAAAAAUUAUUAAAUUGAUUGACUUUGGUUUAGUUAAAGAAACUGGAAAUUUUAUGGCAAAGACCGCUUGCGUUGGAGUACCUUAUUAUAUAGCACCAGAGGUUUUAAAUAUAAAAGACUGUUUUUAUGAUAAAUCAGUUGAUAUUUGGUCUUUGGGAGCCAUUUGGUAUGAAAUCUUGACAGGAUAAACAUUAUUUAAUGGUAAUUUUAAUUUAUAAUCUUAGGUAAUAGUUAAGAUGAAUUAUUUAAUUAAAUCUUAAAAAGUAGCUAAUAAUAAAUUGAUUAACUAAUUUAAAAUAAUCAAUAGAUACAAAAAAAAGAAAAAGAAUUAAUCAAAAGGAUGCUUAUAAAAAAACCAACAGAUAGAAAAUCAUUGAAAGAAAUAAUUGCAGCUUAUAUUUAAUAAUAAGUUCAAUAUUAACCAUUUCAAAAUUAAUAAUUUCUAAAUUAACAACCUCAAAUCCAAUAAAAUUAGAAUUUAUACCAAAAUUAAUAAUAAUAAUAAUAGUAAUAUUAAUUAUAAUUCUAAUAAUAAUAAUAAAAGCCAUAAUUUAAUUCAAUGAAUCCUCAGAUAUAACCAGUAAAUAAUAUUUAAUUUCCUAGUAAUUCAUCAUAAAUAAGACCUUAAUAACAGAUUUAUUAAGAAAUAAAUAUACAUCCUAAUCAAAUUUAAUAAAUAUAAUUUUAACAAAUUGAGAGAUAAAAUAAAGAUUAAGAGGAGAAAGAAAAAAAAAAAUAAGAGGAAACAGAAAAGAUAUAAUAAGAAUUAAAAAAGAAGAUGAAAGAAGAAUAUGAAUAAAAAAUGAAAGAUUUUGAAUCAAAGAAGGUUGAAGAAAUGGAGUAAAUAAAAAGAGAAAUAGAAAAGUAAAAAGAAGAAGAGUUGACUAAGAAAAUGUAAAAAAUUUAAGAAUAACAGAAAAAAGAAUUUGAAGAGUAAAUAAGAAAAAAAGAAAUAGAAUUAAAAUAAUAACAAGAUAAAGUUUAAUAAUAGGAAAAAGAUAAAGAAUAGUUGGCUUAAAUGAAAAUUUAGUAAGAAAUAUAAUUUUAAAAUGAAAUUGAUUAAUUCAAAAAAAAGUAAGAAGAAGAAUAAUAACAACAGAUUAAACAAUAUUUAUUAAAGGCAAAUAAUGAAAAAGAAGAAGCAAUUAAAUAAAAUUUAGAAAGUAAGGAAAAAGAGAUUAAAUAAUAAGUAGAAAUGGAUGUUUAAAAAAAAUAUCUACUAGAAUACUCAAAUAAAGUAACUGAAUUGGAAAAAAAAAAACAUUUAGAAAAUUAAAAAUAAUUAGAAGAAAAAAAAUAAUCCUUACUAAUUCUAUUAUAAUCUUAGCAAAAUACAAUAUAAAUGUUUAUCUCAAACUUAAAAUAAAAAUUAUAGCUUAUAAAGGAUUUAGAUACAUAAGUUUAAAUAAAAAAUUAAUUAAUAAAUUUCAUAGAAAAUGAACUUAAAAAAUAAGAGGAAAAAGUUAAAUAAAAUGAACAGAGAUAAUUAACUAUUUAAUAAGCUUUUUAAUUAGAGUAAAUUAACGGAUAGGAUAAUAAAAUAUCUUUAGAAAUUUCAUCAGAUAUAUAAGAAUAAAAUAACGUUAAUAAUUGCAUUACAGAACAAUAAAUGUUACUUAAUAAGUCGGUAAAUGAUAAAGAAAGGAUUGAAUAAUAGCAAAAAGAACAGUAGAAACAAAAAGAACAAUUAAAUUAAGAAAAACAAAAAAUUUAAUUAUAAUUUAAUAACUUAAAAUAAAAAAGUGAUUCGUUUUAAGGAAAUAUUUAAAAAUUUUAGGACAAAAUUAAGUUUUAUGAGAAAAUUUAAUAUUAAAUAUAAGGGUUAGAAAAACUUUAAGAAGUUAUCGGUUUAUAUUAAAAAAUUAUUUAAGAUUUUUAAGUCUUAUAAUAAUAAGAAAAUAAUAUUAAUUAAUUUGAGUUAUCUAAGCAAAUUAUUACUUAUUAAUCUUUUAAUAUUAAAGUUGAGGAAAUUUAAUAAUCAUAAAAUAGACUUAAAAAUUAAAUUGAUGAGACAAAUAAAUUUAUUGAAUUAAUUGAUAACAAAUUUAUUGAUGAAUAACGUAUUUAACUAGAUGAUUUAGCUCAUAAUUUAAGUGAUUACUUAGAUAAAUUUAAAUAUCUGUCUAAGAAUGAAAAAUAUAAAAAUAAAAUUGAUUAAAUAAUUUCUAAAAUAAAAAAUUGUUUUAAUUAGUUAAAUUAUUGGCAUUAAUAAUAAGCUGAAGAAAUAUUUAAAAAUUAUAAAUAGUUCAUUCAAAUGAUAGAGUCAAUUAAUCAAGAUUUAAAUGAAUUUUCAAAAUAAUACAAUUAAUUACAUGAAUAAAUCUAUCAAGAUUAGUAAAUUGAAUAACAAAAUUCUGAAAGAAAAAAAAAAUUAACAAAUAUUGAAGGAUAAAUAAAAGAAUUUAUUGAUAAAAUGAAUAAGUUAAAAACUUAGAUAAAUAAUUUAAUUAACAAUCAAUAUUGUAACAAUGAAUAUACUAGAAAUUUAAUAAUGGAAAAAUAAAGAAAAAUUGAUUAAAAUAUCUAUUAAAUUCAAGAAUAAUUUAAUAAUUUUAAAGGAUUUAAUUAAUUAAUAUCCUAUGAAAUUAAAAAUCAAAUAAUAUAUUUGGAAUAAUUUUAAGAGAAAUUAAAAAAAUUACAUGAUGAUGAAUUAGAACAAGUUAAUUAAUUAUAAUUAGUAAUUUAAAAUAUUGGAGCUGAAAACAAAAGUGGAAUAGAAAAAGAAUUACUACAAUUAACUAAUGAAUUAUAAUAAAAAUAAAUGAAAUUUACAAAAGCACUUUAAUCAGUCAAUAUUGAUUAAGAUAAAAUUCAAUAUAUUCAAAAAAUUAAGGAAAAAAAAGAAGAUUUGUAUAAUUAAUUGAUAUCGGAAAUAGAAACCUUAUAGAAAUAUUACAAUAUUAAUUAACAUAAUUAGCAGUUAUUUAAUAAAGAAUUAUAACCUUUCUUAGCAAAAUAAAAAUAAUACAGCGAAUUGGAAAAAAUACUAAAAAGAUUAUAAAAUUAUAAUUAAGAGAAAACCUAAUAAUUAGAAAGAAUACUUAGUAAUGUACAUAAUAAACCAUAUGAAUUUUAAUUUUAAAAUAUGGAUAAAUUUGAUAAAUAUGUAAUUUUAAAAUAAAAAGAAGAACAAUUAUCAUUAGAAAUAAAUAGCAUAAUUUUAUAAGAAUAAAAUUAACAAUAAAAAAAAAAAUUAAUGAUUUAAAUUCUUAAAUAGACUCAUUAAUGUAAUAAAUUCCUGAUUAUAAUUAAAUUUAAGAAAUCAAAAAUGAAUAUUAAAAAAAUGCAGAAUAAUUUUAAAUAUUAUAUGCUUUAGUUAAUUAUAUAAUGUAGUAUCACUUAACAAGAUAUUUUGAGAGAAUAAAAGAAAAUGAAGAUAAAUCAAAGGAUAAAUAAUAAAAUUUUAAAGAAGGCAGUUAUAUAAAGGCCUUUCAUGAUAAAUAAAAUGAAUAAACGAAAGAGAGCACUAAAAAAGAGAAGGAAGCUUAAGAUUUAUUAAAGAUCUACGAAAAUAUUCUCUUUAAUAAUUACACUAAGAAGAUGAUUGUAGAAAUGGAAAGAGACUAUUAAACAAUCAAGAAGGAAAUUGAAACUUAAGAAAAUUUUAUAAAAUAAAAAAAUUUAGUUAAACUAAGAGCUUCAAUUAAAGACUAGAAACCUAUCAAAGAAAUUAUAAACAAUAAAUAAUAUUAUAAAAUAAAUGAAUGGGCAUAAAUGUUAGAACUUUAGAUUUUAUCGAGAAAUAAAUGA